Diaporthe batatas is the source of this 465-nucleotide messenger RNA. RefSeq lists its product as uncharacterized. The coding region runs from base 1 to 465 and encodes 154 amino acids. NCBI's taxonomy places the organism in Eukaryota, Fungi, Ascomycota, Sordariomycetes, Diaporthales, Diaporthaceae. The transcript is spliced from 3 exons. The record is from RefSeq and is a predicted model, not a curated record.
AUGGCAACAGCAACCCUCUGCCGCACCGCCCUCCGCCGCACCGCAGCACCCAUCACCCUGGGCCUCUCAACAGGCCUGCUCCUCGCCCACCGCCAGCACCACCGCCAUCCCAUCCGCCUCGAUGCCCUGCCCGCCUCCUCCUCCUCCUCGAGGCCAACCUCCCCCGUCACAGGGUCCGAGGACUGGCUGGACCCGGAGCUGAUCAGGCAGUUGUCCGGCGGGAGCCUGGCAGGAUUCCUCUCAGGCCUGCUCGUAAGCGUCUUCUCCAAGACCUUGGUCCUGCUCACGGGGCUGGCCAUCGUCACAGUGCAGGUUGCCUCGCGGUGGGGCGUCGACCUGCUCUCCGCCCUCAAGAUCCGGCAGCGCAUAGAGUCCUCGCGCGUCCUCUCGGCCCUCGAGAAGAACCCAACCUUCAAGCUGGCCUUUGGCACCACCUUUGCCCUCGCUGCGUUCAUGCAUUUUUAA